This is a messenger RNA of Amphibalanus amphitrite, 1912 nucleotides long. Its product is annotated as thymidine phosphorylase-like. The coding region runs from base 65 to 1393 and encodes 442 amino acids. Gene Ontology annotation, biological process: pyrimidine nucleoside metabolic process; pyrimidine nucleobase metabolic process. The record is from RefSeq and is a predicted model, not a curated record. NCBI's taxonomy places the organism in Eukaryota, Metazoa, Arthropoda, Thecostraca, Balanomorpha, Balanidae. The transcript has 8 exons. Gene Ontology annotation, cellular component: cytosol. Gene Ontology annotation, molecular function: pyrimidine-nucleoside phosphorylase activity; 1,4-alpha-oligoglucan phosphorylase activity.
CGCAGAGCACACUCGGCGCCAAGCGCCCGCCGCGUGAGCACUGGCCAGCAGCCGAGCCGGCACCAUGCACGAGCUGCACGUGCACGACGUGCUGGGGAGGAAGGCGGCCGGCCACGAGCUGACCGCCAAGGAGAUCGAGCUCUUCGUGGAGCGAGUCUCCCGAGAGGAGAUCGACCGACUGCAGCUAGGCGCUCUGCUGAUGGCCAUCUACACCCGCGGCAUGGUGCAGCGCGAGGUGACCCAGCUGACGGCGGCCAUGACCCGGUCGGGCGAAGUGCUCCGCUGGCCCGACGACUGGACCGUGGUCGACAAACACAGCACCGGUGGCGUCGGCGACAAGGUGUCGCUGCCGCUGGCGCCGGCGCUGGCCGCGCUCGGCUUCAAAGUGCCCAUGGUGUCCGGCCGCGGCCUGGGCCACACCGGCGGAACGCUCGACAAACUGGAGGCCAUUCCAGGGUUCAGCGUCAGUCAGACGGCCGGUCAGAUGCGCGCCUGUCUGGAGCGCGUCGGCUGCUGUAUCGUCGGCCAGACCCAGACGCUGGUGCCGGCCGACCGGGUGCUCUACGCCAGCCGCGAUGUGACUCACACCGUCGACUCGGCACCGCUCAUCUGCUCGUCCAUCGUUAGCAAGAAGGCCGCCGAGGGUCUGCAGGCGCUCGUGCUGGACGUCAAGUACGGCGCCGGGGCGUUCCAGCGGGACGCCAGGCACGCCGCCGAGAUCGCCAGGAUGCUGGUGGACACAGCGAACGGGAUGGGGAUCAGCACGGCGGCGCUCAUCACUAGCAUGGAGUCGCCCAUCGGCCAGACGGUCGGCAACGCGCUGGAGGUGGCCGAGGCGGUGCGCUGCCUGCGCGGCCGCGGCGCCGCCGACCUGCGCGAGCUGGUCACGGCGCUGGGCGGCCAGCUGGUGCAGCUGGCCGGCCGCGGCUCGGCCCAGCACGGCGCCCAGCUGGUGGCGCGCGCGCUGGCCGACGGCUCGGCGCUGGACAAGUUCCGACAGAUGCUGGUGUGCCAGGGUGUCAGCGAGCCGGACGCGCACCAGCUCUGUCACGGAGACGAGUGGACGGUGCUGCCGCGCGCGCCGGCCAUCGAGGACGUGUGUGCCACGGACGCAGGCUUCGUGCACGCCGUGGACGCGCUGGCGGUGGCCCGCGUGUGUGCCGCGUUGGGAGCCGGCAGAAAGCAGGCCGGCGACUCCGUGGACCACAGGGUCGGCAUCACGUUUCUGGUCCGCCUCGGAGACAUGCUCGAAAUCGGACAGCCGUGGGCGCAGAUCCACCACUGUGGCACUCUGACGGACGCCGGCCGGCUGCAGGUGCGCCAGGCGCUCCGUCUGACCGCCCAGCGGCCCAGCCCGGCCCCGCGCGUCACCGGGCUCGUGCAGAGACAGUGAUCGGGCCGACGGGCGCACAGAGGGGCCGCACCAGCUGCCGGCGUGGCGCUGGGCGACCCCAUCAGCCGGAGACCAGCGAGGCAGAGCCGGCACGGGAUCCGUCGACCGGACCGGGUCGGGGGACACUGAGGACAGUAGGGCACCGAGACGCCGCCCUGACCUGGCCAGUAGUGUAUGCAGUGCACCGAGGCGCCGCCCUGACCUGGCCAGCAGUGUAUGCAGUGCACUGAGGCGCCGCCCUGACCUGGCAAGCAGUGUAUGCAGUGCACUGAGGUGCCGCCCUGACCUGGCCAGCAGUGUAUGCAGUGCACCGAGGUGCCGCCCUGACCUGGCCAGUGUAUGCAGUGCACCGAGGUGCCGCCCUGACCUGGACAGUCCGGCCAGGAUGUGGUCUGUACAGUAGUGUGCGACCUCACUGCUCAAAGUUUAAAAACAAAGCAAGAAAUUCGCUGAGAAAAUGAUUGUGAAAACUGGCUAGCACACAUGGUACUGAAGAGAUUGAAGCCAUUUUCAAAGUUG